This is a messenger RNA of Eleginops maclovinus (Patagonian blennie), 2454 nucleotides long. RefSeq names its product proteoglycan 4a (gene prg4a). Gene Ontology annotation, biological process: immune response. The transcript is spliced from 13 exons. The record is from RefSeq and is a predicted model, not a curated record. NCBI's taxonomy places the organism in Eukaryota, Metazoa, Chordata, Actinopteri, Perciformes, Eleginopidae. Bases 1 to 1509 code for a protein of 502 amino acids. Gene Ontology annotation, molecular function: scavenger receptor activity; polysaccharide binding.
AUGAUGGAAGCGUCUCUGUGGUCUCUCCUGCUGCUCGGCUUCGCUGUCACUCACUCUGAUGCUGCUAGACCAGGCAGCUGUGUGGGCCGCUGUGGGGAGGUGUUCACCAGAGGACAGCAGUGUACCUGUGACUUCAGCUGCCUCAGACACAACGAGUGCUGCCAGGACUUCCAGGCUACCUGCACCACAGAUCAGUCCUGUCAGGGUCGCUGUGGGGAGAUGUUCAGCCGUGGCCGGCUGUGUGAGUGUGAUGAACAGUGUAGCCAGUACAGCACCUGUUGUCAGGACUACCAGCUACACUGCGAUGCCGUUGUGUCAGUGUCUCACUCCAGGACUGCACAGCCUCUGAGAGCUGCAGCUUCAGGAAAUCGGAGCCCAGGUAGGGGGUGGGGAGACUCCAACAGUGAGAGUGAAGAAUGGUACUCAGGGGGGAGUAACCUCCCCUCUCAUGGUGGAGUUCGACACUCCCCAGCCGCUGGCUCCUCUCUGCCCAGCCUCAGUGCUCUGUCGCUGGGCAGCGGAGCUCCUGUCGGCCCCUCUACUCCUGGAGCUGUUGAUGGUGUCCUGAAUGCCCACCUGCUGCUGGCCCCUGCCGGAGGGGCCACAUCUGGGCCAAGUCAAGGUCUCAGUGGCCCAGAAGGCUUCAGGCCCAGACCCAGCACCUUGCAGGACGUAGCCCAGGCCCUGGGUCUCUCUGAGGGCCAGGGGACAGGACUCUUGGCUGAUGUGAACCUCUGCAGUGAUUCUCCCAUCGAUGGACUGACAGCUCUCAGCAAUGGGACCAUUCUGAUAUUUAAAGGUGAGCUACUGUGGUCAGUGGACCCGGUCAGCCGCUCAGUUGGGGGUCCUCAGAUGAUCACAGACACUCUGGGUGUGUCCUCUCCCAUUGACACAGUAUUCACACGCUGCAACUGCCACGCCCACACCUACAUCAUCAAGGGGGAGCAGUUAUGGCGUCUGGACGGGAACAUGGUGAUGGAGCCGGGUUACCCCCGACCUCUGACCUCAGAGUUCCCAGGGCUGACAGGAAGAAUCAGUGCUGUGCUGGCAGUGCCGGCCACCAGGAGCUCCCCGGAGAUAGUGUACUUCUUUAAGAGUGGAGACGUCAUGCAGAGGUUCAGUUUCCCAGCAGGCAGUGCUCCUUGCAGCAACACACCCAGAACCCCCCCGAAGGCACGCUUCACUCGCCAGGCCGUUCUUCGGGGUGCAGAGGUCAACAUCAGAGUGUCUCUGAAGGGAUUCCCUUCCCCCGUCACCUCCGCCCUGUCCCUGCCCCGCCCUCUGAUGGGGGGGCUGUACGAGCACUACAUCUUCUCUGGACCUCUCUUCUUCAGUGUCCACAUUUCAGGAGACCUGCCGGUGCUGACCACACCUCGCCCUCCCGCAGCCCCAGCCCGCACGCCAAUCCUCAGCCCUGUCCUGUACAGCGACCUCACCAACAUGGCCACUCAGAAUGCUAACACUCCCCCCCCGGCUAACUCCAUCAGAGUGUGGCUGCGCUGUCCCUAGAAACAUCCUGACGUAAUGCUCUGGUUUUACCGGACAAUAUCUCCAGGGAUGUCGACCCAAUAUUCUUCACAAAUUUGAAUAACAUAAUUAAGAAUUUACAAAGAGUAUAGUAGUAUAAUACUAUAGUAUCAAACAUGUCGUCCAUUACGUUUGGCGCUGUUAUUAACCCUAUUUUCACAAUUAAUUACUCUUGAAAAACAAUUCAUGUUUUUAAAAUGUACACGUUUUAGGCAAUGAAAUCACCAAAACCUCCAACAACAAGUAAACACCCUAAAAAUAAUGCUUAAUAUAAACAGAGAAACAGCCAUUUUCUUACAUUUAAGAAUGUAAACCCAGAAGAUAAGAUACUAAUAUUGUUGCGUCAUUUUCUAUUGAUCUAACUAUCGAUUAUUAGACAGAGUUCCAGCACUAACUGUGUCACACUAUAUUCUGUGUCACUUUGCAUUGGGUCAGAACAUGGACGUAAGGCGCAUUAUAGAGGUGUGGAGUCAGGAGUUAUCACUGAUUGAAGACAACACAUAUCACUGCUUAUCAUUAUUCAGCUUUAAUAUUAAAAGUGUAUUAACAGCCUAAAAACAGAGCAAAAUGAAGAACUUACAAAAAUAAUCAAGACUACGCACAACUGAAUUAGAAUCAGAGAUUGAUGGUACAUUUCUCAGACACAGCUAUCCUGCUCCAGAGAUCACUGAUCUGCAGCGGACAGAACACACUAGAUGUCAACAAAAGCAAUCUGUGGAAUAAGUGUAGGUUUUUCUGUUUAAUAUUGGAUCAGAUGAUCUCUGGUGAAAUCAUCUUCAUCAGGCCAAGCCCCCUCUGCCCAUGGCCCCUCCCCUUCCUCCUCGAGAGAAAGUGCCUGAAAACAAAUGUGAGGAGGAGGCAUCAGGAACAGCGACUGAGAUAACCCAUGUGAUCGUCUCUGUGUUUGAUUGUAUCCCCAUGUUCAUG